Boleophthalmus pectinirostris (great blue-spotted mudskipper) is the source of this 3317-nucleotide messenger RNA. It is a transcript of the gene fastk, whose product is annotated as Fas-activated serine/threonine kinase. The record is from RefSeq and is a predicted model, not a curated record. Gene Ontology annotation, biological process: mitochondrial RNA processing; regulation of mitochondrial mRNA stability. NCBI's taxonomy places the organism in Eukaryota, Metazoa, Chordata, Actinopteri, Gobiiformes, Gobiidae. The transcript is spliced from 15 exons. Gene Ontology annotation, cellular component: ribonucleoprotein granule; mitochondrial matrix. Gene Ontology annotation, molecular function: RNA binding. Bases 317 to 2959 code for a protein of 880 amino acids.
CUCUGCGCAUGCGUACACGGGGCCGGAGAGGGACACGGGACAUUGGACUUUAAAGACGCUUAAACUCGGUCUGGAUUUCGGGAUUUGGACACAGUUCCGCUCGUGCCUGUGUCUCCGGUCUGUCCUCCAGCGCUGGGACCGUGGACACUCGCGGGGACACGGAGGCUUGAGCUGUGUGUCCGCCAGGGGACGCUCUGAGACAUGGCGGAGGACACGGCGGAGGACACGGAGGACUGAAGCCACUGUCCCCCGCGUGUUUCCCGGUGACAGGACCCGACAGGAGCCCGAGAGGCACAGAGAUGAGGGGGUCUGGAUCAUGCAGGUCUGUGGGCGGGUCUUGAGGAUGUACCGGCUCUGCGGCGGAGGGGGCGUGGCCGGGGCCGGACCUAAACCGCAGAUGGGCGUGGUUUUCCCUCACUGCCCGCCCCCAGCGUUACAUCAUCAGCUCGGCCACGCCCCCGUGCGCAGAGCCCCGCCCCCAACCCGGAAGAAGACCUGGAGCUUCAUCCAGGACCUGAGCUACGACACGUUCUUCACCAUGAAACGACUUUUGGAACGCUCGCGGCGCCCGGACGAGGUGCUGCGGUGGAUUUCUCAGAAUCCGUCUAAAGUUUCCCAGAGUCACCUGGCGGUGGCGCUGCAGAGAAUCGCUCAGCUGUUACCGGCUCCGCCCCCCGCAGCGGAGGCCACGCCCACCACCGCUGAGGCCCCUCCCCCUGCGUCGGAGGGGGGCGGGGCUAAGGACAGGAAGCAAACGCUGGAGCAUGAGGACUUCCUGUCUCUGUGCGACGCCAUCGUCCGAGACUGCGGCAAAUUCGACAACUACAGCCUCGCCACGGCGCUGUACGCCGCCGCCACGCUGGGUCUCAGUCCGGACUCGUCUCUCGUCGUGUCUCUGGAGGACGAGUGUGAGCGUCGUGUGUCUCACUUUAAUCAGAAGGACCUGUCCAUGGUGUUCAGCUCCGUCAUGAGACUGCACCACCGGCCCCACCUGCACCUGCCGCAGCCGCACCUGUCACAGCACCUGUCAGAGCCCCUGAAGGAGGCGUGUGCGGUGGAGCAGGGCCCCGAGACUCCUCCCCCAGCCCAGCACGAGGCUCCUCCCCCGGGUGCAGCUCCUCCCCUAGACACGGCUCCUCCUCCCCCAAGUGUGGCUCCUCCUCCUUUGGACAUGGCUCCUCCCCCAGAUGCGGCUCCUCCUCCCCCAGAUGCGGCUCCUUCCUUGAGCGUGGCUCCUCCCCUCAGCGUAGCUCCUUCCUCGCCCGCGGCUCCUCCCUCAGCUGUGACUCCUCCUCCUCCGACCGUGACUCCUCCUCCCUCAGCUGUGUCUCCUCCUCCUCCAACCGUGACUCCUCCUCCCUCGCCCGUGGCUCCUCCCCCUUCAGCUGUGGCUCCUCCCCCUCUGCUCGUGGCUCCUCCUCCCUCGCCUGUGGCUCCUCCCCCUCCGCGUGUGGCUCCUCCCCCGGGCGUGGCUCUCACCGAGGCGUGUCUCUCGGGUCUGGAGCGGAGUCUGGAGCGAGAGCGUCACCCGCAGACGCUGUUCCUGCUGCUCGCCUACUACAGGGGGCGCUGGAGAGAACUGCACAGCCAAUCAGAGCGCAGCACCAAGGACACGCCCACAGCAGCAGCCAAUCCAGAACUACUGCUCACAAACAGGAAGAUCCUGCGUGUGGUCAAACACACCCUGUCGUGCGUCAGCGCCGUGCGGGACCAGGAGAUGGCGCUGUUGGACGAGAUGUUGGCGGCGUGUGCGGCCGAGGCGAGUAACCGCAGCCUCGAGCUCAUCUUCAGCUCCCACCUGUUCCACCAGAGCCGACAGGAGCGCUUCAUCGCCCGCCUGGCAGAGGAGCUGCCGUUCAAAGCCGACGCUCUGAGUCCGAACACGAUGUCGCUCAUCGCCAAAUACGCCGCACGACACCGACUCCGAGAGACACGCCUCCUGGAGACCGUCGCCGAGUACCUGCUCAAGAGGGCGGAGCUACUGGACAUCAAGGUGAUCCAGAGGCUGGUGUUCCCGUUGAGUCGGAUGAACUAUCGCCCGCAGAGGGCGCUGGAGCUGUUCCAGCGUCUGGAGAAAGUUCUAGAGUCUAAAGCUCUGAGUUCUCCUCUGGCCACGGUCAACAUCCUCAUGUCUCUGCUCCAGCUCCACCACUGCCCCCAGCGCCUCCUCCAGCACGUCUUCUGCCCCAGCUUCACCCACGGCCUCCACAAUAGUCCGUACGUGGGGAUCGUGCGUCGGUAUCUGUCUCUCCUGGACUCGGCCGUGGACCUGGAGUUUGAGGACUACAGAGGACCUCGCCUAAGCCCCGCCCACAAAGUCCUGAUGUUUGACCACGCCCUGACCGCCGACGAGGCCAACCGCAAGUACAGUUAUAAGGGUUUGGUGGGCGAGUCUCUGCGUCAGCUCAUCGGAGAAAAGAACUACAAACAAAACCAGAUCCUCCCCCCGGGAUAUUACACAGAUUUCCUGUUGUGGAUCGAUUCGUCUCAUCGUGUUGUUCCGAUUCGCUCAAUCAAACCAUGUGACCCCCCUGUCUGGCAGCUCGACUCGUCGGGACUCGACUCGUCGGGACUCGACUCGUCGGGACUGGUUCCUGAUUUCCAGAGGUUCUCGUUGGAGGCGGAGCCAUCGGGGGAGGAGCUUCCUGUUGUGGGCGGAGCUUGUCUGCAUCACGUGACCCCAUUUUACAGCACAGACUUUUACAGCGCCCCCAAAGGCCAGGAGCAGAUCUACAGGGUGGUCCUGUCGGUCAAUGAUAAGUGGCAUUAUUGUCAUAAUUCUCAGGUUCUGGUCGGGUCCAGAGCCAUGAGAGACCGACACCUGAGACUGUUGGGAUACACACUCCUACAGCUUCCUUAUUACGAACUCGAGAAACUCAACGGCAUCGAAGAGGUCAAAGGUUAUCUACAACAGAAACUCACCGAGCUGCCCCUGACAGGACCGCACCUGACUCUGUGACAGGACCGCACCUGACUCUGUGACAGGACCGCUCCCGUCUCUGUGACAGGACCGCUCCCGUCUCUGUGACAGGACCGCUCCCGUCUCUGUGACAGGACCGCACCUGACUCUGUGACAGGACCGCACCUGACUCUGUGACAGGACCAUGGAACAGUACUAAAAAUGUUUGAAUACGUCAACGUGGCUCCUGAUUGGCUGUGGCCCUGCAGCUGGACUCUGAUUGGCUGUGGGGCUGCAGCUGGACUCUGAUUGGACAGUGAUGUUUGUAGAGUGUGGUGGGAGCAGGGGCUGAUGGGAAAUGUAGUGUUAUUUAUUGAGAGUUUGUUUCUAUGAAUAAAUGUGUAAAGUUUAAAGAGAA